AUGGGAAAUUGCUGCAAUGGAGGAGUUGACAGUGCUCAACCAAUCUCCAAAAACGAGCCAAAAAUCACAGAAACCCUUCCUCGAGAAGAACAAAUCAUCAUAGAAAACGAAAAAAAAUUAGAAUUCAGCAAACUCAACAGCAAAGACAUCAUAAAAUCCCUAAAAUCCGAAGGAUCUCAAAAUUGUUUACUACUUCUUUAAGAAUAAGCAAAAUUUUUUAUCAUAUAUCCCUCAAUUUGCAUAUCUUUGAUAUGAUUUAAAAUUUAUAUUUUAGAAUGCAAGCAGCUUAAAAUUUAAUGAAGCAGUUGCAGGCCUUUUUUUUAAAAAAAUAUAUUUUAUAUAAAAAAUGAUUAUAUUAAAAUUUUUUUGCUCGCUCUUAUAGAGAAAUUUAAGCAUGCCUCAGCUAAAGCGAGCCUUUUUUGAUCUCCAACUAUCAGAAACUGACUUAUCCUCCCCUGAUUCCGCCUUUUAUAAAAUCCUAGCCAAGCUAAAAAACGAUAAAAAACUUUAUGAAAUACGUAAACUUGUAUUGCUUGCCUUACUAGUAGGUAAAGGAGCACCUCAAGAUAAAGCAGUUUGGCUGUUUAAACAGUAUGAUUUAGACGCAUCUGGGGUUAUAGAUGCAGAAGAAGUUGAAACUAUGCUAAAUGAGAUGAUAGAUCUUGCUGUAAAUAUUUUGCCAUUAUCGGCAAGAGGGGAUGAGGAAGGUUGUCUGACAAAAGAAGAGGAAGAUACAUAUAGAGAUUUAAUAGGAUAGGUAGAUAAAAGAAAUUAGAUAACUCACCCCUUUAAAUUGGAACAAAGAAUCAGUAAAAUUUGUAUUUUUGUACUUUAGCCCCCUUUAAAUUGGAACAAAAUUUAUUUUACAACAGUAGAAUCUAUGAAAGUACUAAUUUUUAUAGAAUUAGUUUUUGAUCUAAUUUAUAAGACAAAAUGUAUAUAGAAUGCUAUUUAAAUAAUCCUCACACUGAAUAUAUUAAUUUUUUUAUUUAAUUUUUCAAUUAAAAUUAAAAUUAUUGUAUUCAAUUUAUAUUUUGUUAAAAGAUUUCAAAAUUUUGAUAUAAAUUAACCCUCUUUUAGAUUGGAACAGGAUUUUUGUUCCAAUUUAAAUGAGAGGGAGUAAUGUUUUGGAAAAUUGAGGAAAAAUGGUAUAUAAGAGUAUGCUGCUGGCUGGACAACAAAGUAUGGUUCAAGAAGUUAUGAAGCUAUUGCUGAAUCAGAAUGAGAUUGGAGAAACAGAAUUUGUGGCGAAAAUAUGCGACCCAAGCCAGCAACUGAAUAAGUUGCUUUGGAGCUAUGGGGUUAGGCUGCUUUUGAAAAAUUAUGGAAAUCAUAACAAUAUUGAAUCUCAUUAA
Blepharisma stoltei is the source of this 1355-nucleotide messenger RNA. The record is from the annotation of a GenBank genome assembly. Lineage: Eukaryota; Ciliophora; Heterotrichea; Heterotrichida; Blepharismidae.